Molecule: messenger RNA, 1572 nt
Organism: Pelodiscus sinensis (Chinese soft-shelled turtle)
Lineage: Eukaryota; Metazoa; Chordata; Testudines; Trionychidae
Source: RefSeq, a predicted model, not a curated record
CCACUGAAUUUUGUAUAUUCCUUUGUUUAGAUUAAAGGACCUAGAGCGAGGAGAGCUAGGCCAUUCUGGGGUCUAUGUGAAGAUGUUGGCAGCUCCUGUCAAUCCAGCAGACAUCAAUAUGAUCCAAGGGACAUAUGCCCUUCUCCCUGACUUGCCUGCAGUAGGAGGGAAUGAAGGUGUUGGACAAGUGGUGGAAAUUGGCAGUCAUGUGACUUCUUUGAAGCCGGGGGAUUGGGUUAUUCCAACAGAUGCAGCAUUUGGAACGUGGCGAACUGAUGCAGUGUUCAAUGAAGACACCUUGGUGAAACUCCCACGUGACAUUCCUUUGCUGUGUGCUGCCAACUUGAGCGUCAACCCCUGUACAGCCUAUCGGAUGCUGAUUGACUUUGAGACCCUGGGGCCAGGUGAUUCCAUCAUCCAGAAUGGAGCCAACAGUAGCGUGGGACAGGCUGUUAUUCAGAUUGCAGCAGCUUUAGGCAUCAAAACAAUCAAUGUGAUCCGCAAUAGACCCAACCUCCAGGAGCUGGUACACAGAUUGAAGUCCCUUGGUGCGGACCAUGUCAUCACAGAAGAGAUGCUGAGAAAGCCCGAGAUGCAAGACAUAUUUAAGAAAGUCCCAAAGCCCCGGUUAGCUCUGAAUUGUGUUGGAGGAAAAAGUACCACUGACAUGCUGCGCCACAUCCAACAGAAGGGGACCAUGGUUACAUAUGGCGGGAUGGCAAAACAGCCUGUGACUGUCCCUGUGAGUGCAUUCAUCUUUAAGGAUGUGAAGCUUCGUGGGUUUUGGAUGACUCAGUGGAAGAAAGACCAGGCCCAGAAUAAGGACAGAUUUUCUGGGAUGAUUCUGAACCUGUGUGAUCUUAUUCAUAAGGGGCAGCUGAGGGCUCCAGCCUGCACAGAGGUCCCUCUGAAGGACUAUCAGAUUGCCCUGGAGGCCUCUAUGAAGCCAUUCACCACAUCUAAACAGGUGCUCAUCAUGUGAGGCUGCUCUCAUAGACAGUCGUGCACCCUUUGUUUCCAGAGGAUUUUUAAGAGGGAGCGGAAUCACAGCCAAUGCUGGCGACCUUGGAAACAAUACAACGGGUUUCAGGCAGGGCUUCAGGGCGUCCCCACUACAACUCGUCCCUGUAUACAUCCGUUCCACACUAAAGUCAUUGACGUUUUUAGGAACUGAUGCGUUGGAAGUCCUCCCAUUCCCCGCUAUAAGUCAUGCAAAACACUCCCUCCAAUUUGCUUAAAUGGAAGUCAGCCGCAGGAAAAAAAUGUAAGUUGUUUUACUAUAAGUCCAAUUUUUUGGAAUGUAUCUUGGACUUAUAGUGAGGACAGCCUGUACCCAGUAUUCAGAGGAGAGUUGUUGAAGAGGUCCCCCCAACAGUGGCCCUGCUAACCCCAAUACUGUCCUGUACAAUCCUUAGGGAAAUUUUAAAUCUGUAGUUUGAUAUUAAGGCAGUUGCAGCUGAAAUAAAGGUGUGUCACAUUGUAUUGCAAACCUGUCAUCCAAGUUCAAGAACUGUGAAACAAGCCCCUGAAAUGUCAAUGAUUGUUCAGAAUAAAUGCUAUAAUUUUGAGAGA